Lacerta agilis (Sand lizard) is the source of this 1851-nucleotide messenger RNA. Its product is annotated as programmed cell death protein 4-like. Gene Ontology annotation, biological process: negative regulation of DNA-templated transcription. The transcript has 11 exons. NCBI's taxonomy places the organism in Eukaryota, Metazoa, Chordata, Lepidosauria, Squamata, Lacertidae. Gene Ontology annotation, cellular component: cytosol; nucleus. The coding region runs from base 16 to 1425 and encodes 469 amino acids. The record is from RefSeq and is a predicted model, not a curated record.
GCCUCUCUCGGCCCAAUGUCCGCCGCCUCGGCCGUCGCGGCCAGCUCGGGAGAGCUCCUGCGGGGCGACCGCGCCCCCUCCCUGCUGGGGGCAGACCAGGCGGACUAUGAGGACGAUGACCUGGCAGGGGAGCUGAUGGACGGGGGCGACGAGGAGCCUCGGGCGUGGACCCUGCAGGAGAAGGCUCUGCACGAGGCGCGGCUGAAGGCCAAGGCCAAGCGGCGCCUGCGGAGAACGUCCUCCCGCGACUCCAACCGCGAGUCCCUCUCCGAAGGCGGGGAGCCGGUCCCCGACCCCACCAGCCCCAAGGGCAAAAACCACGACCGCAAAUCCCGCAUGGGCAAAGGCCGGGGGCUGCCCAAGAAAGGUGGCGCAGGGGGCAAGGGCGUCUGGGGGGCCCCCGGGGUGGUCUACAGCUACCAGGAGCCUGACGCCCGGGAUCCCAACUAUGACGAAGUCGCACAGGGGGACACGGUCUACGCCACGGUGGUGCCGGAGCUGGAAGAGGAGGAGCUGGAGAAGGCCGUGCAGCCCAUGAUGAAGGAAUACUUUGAGCACGGAGACACCCUGGAGGUGGUGGAACUGCUCCGUGAGCUGAACCUGGGCGGGCACAAGGCGGCUGUGCCCUCCCUGGCCGUGGCGCUGUCUCUGGAGGGCAAGGCCAGCCACCGGGAGCUGACUUCCCGCCUGCUCUCGGACCUGGUGGGGAAGGUGAUGAGCUCUGAGGACAUCGCGGCCGCCUUCGACCGGACGCUGAGCGACCUCCCCGACCUCAUCCUGGACACCCCGGAGGCCCCGCAGAUGCUGGGCCAGUUCAUUGCGCGGGCCGUGGCGGACCAUGCGCUGCCGCUGGACUUCCUCGAGCGCUACAAGGGGCGUGUGGACUGCGAGCAUGCUCGGGCUGCUCUGGACCGCGCCGCCAUCCUCCUGCGCAUCAAGCGAGAUGUCAAUCACCUGGACAACGUCUGGGGCGUGGGGGGCGGACAGAGACCCGUCAAACAUCUUAUCAAGGAGAUGAACCUCUUGCUCCGCGAAUACCUUCUUUCGGGCGAAGUCUCCGAGGCCGAGCACUGCCUUCGCCAGCUGGAGGUGCCCCACUUCCACCACGAGCUCGUCUACGAGGCGGUGGUGAUGGUGCUGGAGUCCACGGGAGACACGGCCGUCGCCAUGAUGGUGAAGCUGCUGAAGGUGCUGUGGGAGACGGGCCUGGUGACCCUGGACCAGAUGAACCGGGGCUUCCAACGGGUGUAUGAUGAGCUGGGAGAUAUCAGCCUGGACGUCCCGUUGGCUCACAGCAUCCUGGAGCGGCUGGUGGACCUCUGCUUUGAGGAGGGCGUCAUCACCAAGCAGCUGAGAGACGCCUGCCCUGCACGGGGCCGGAAGCGCUUUGUCAGCGAGGGAGACGGCGGCCAGAUCAAGCCCUAGCUUGACGCUUCCAGCCCUGGCCUCUGCCCCUCGCCCCCUGCGAUGCCCCCCGCCCAGCAGGGCUUGCCAGCUUCAAGAGAGAGGCCAGGAGGCUGCGCCAGACACCCCUCGCCCCCCCCCACCAGAAGCAGCCAGGGCAAGAAAGCGAGCUUAAGCCGCCACAUCCGGGUCAGGCUGGCGAGGGGGUCAAAAGAGGGAGCUUGCCCUCCGCAGGGCACCCCAUCCGGGUCUUGCCCCCCUUCUCCAGCCCUCCCCUGCCCACCCCCACAAACGCAUCUCAGGAAGCAGAGGGAAGCCUGGUGCCUCGUUCCAGCAGGGAUGGCAGCCACCUUGGCGUUCCUAGCCCUAUAGGGCUCGAGGGGGCCCAGGCUUCCUCCAAUAGGUCUAGCCCCUUGCUGCGUCCCAAAAGGGGACAAAUGCCUUCCC